Messenger RNA from Saccostrea cuccullata (small rock oyster), 1329 nucleotides. Its product is annotated as neuronal acetylcholine receptor subunit alpha-3-like. Gene Ontology annotation, biological process: monoatomic ion transmembrane transport; nervous system process; signal transduction. Lineage: Eukaryota; Metazoa; Mollusca; Bivalvia; Ostreida; Ostreidae. The transcript is spliced from 5 exons. Gene Ontology annotation, molecular function: transmembrane signaling receptor activity; transmitter-gated monoatomic ion channel activity involved in regulation of postsynaptic membrane potential; excitatory extracellular ligand-gated monoatomic ion channel activity. The record is from RefSeq and is a predicted model, not a curated record. The annotation marks the transcript as partial. Gene Ontology annotation, cellular component: neuron projection; synapse; plasma membrane.
UUAGAUCUGUGUGUUGCUGCCUUCACGACGACACGGGCUAGCGACAUCCACGCUGAAAUCUUCAACUCCUCCUAUAAUUACUUAGUCAGGCCCUCCGAUCUCACCAGCGUCAACAUGGAGUUCGUCAUCUUCGCCGUCAACCAAGUGGAUCUGAAAAACCAAGUUAUCUCACUGUCUGGUUGGCUCACAGUCAAAUGGCAGGAUGACCGACUUGUUUGGAAUCCGUCAUCGUAUGGAGACAUUGAUCUGAUUUAUACCAAGCCGGCCAAAAUCUGGAAGCCAGAACUUAUCAUCGAUAAUUCAGUUAGUGGCAUGGAUCCCAUCGGCCAUGACGAUCUGCUAUUUCGGGUCAAGAACACCGGCGAAAUUCGCUGGGAUCCCCCUGGCCUAUACGACGUCCACUGUGAAAUAGACAUCACUUACUUCCCUUUUGAUUACCAGACCUGCUACAUAGAGGUCGCCAGCUGGGUGUACAGCAUGGAGAAAGUCAACUUAACAAAGAUUCACGACUACGUCCUUACGGAGGAUUACCACGUGAAUGGCGAGUGGGACCUAGACUCCACUUUUGUCAAGGAAUCCUUCCUCACAGAAGAAGGAGAAAUGUUUUCUUCUAUAAAAUUCGCCCUUGUUUUAAAGAGGCGGGCGGGAUAUUACAUGUCACACAUUAUAUUCCCCGUUCUGAUUAUCUCGCUGCUAACCAAUAUCACGUUCCUGUUGCCGGCUGACUCUGGGGAGAAGAUCUCCUUUAUUUUGACAGUCCUUCUGUCCCUGGCUGUGUUACUGACUCUGAUUGGAGACAGUAUGCCCACUACGUCACUGCAUACAUCUAUUCUGGCCGUGUAUCUAUCGUUGGUAUUAGCUGUGUCAGGAGUUGUGAUUUUGCUAACAGUCCUAAAUCUACGACUUUACCUCCGAGUCGACCAGAAAAACAUACCGAACUGGCUCAAAAGGUUCACCAUUCGGGUCCUAAUUCCUUUUUCUUGUCAAUGCUCAAAGGUUAAGGAUAGUUCAAAGGUCGAGGUCAUCAGACAGAAUACAAAUAUGGUUCAAGUUACUGAUCUAGACCACGCAGAUGUCGUCACGGUGGAGAACGGUCAGAAGAAGAAAAAGACAUUGAAACGAAUGAGUCAGAAGAAGGCAGAAAUUCCGGAACAAGACUUCCCAUCCUCGGAAAUAGACGAUGAUUUUCCUUAUCUCUGUCGAGAUAUUUCUGGUUUUCUCGAUUGUUUCUUUUUUCAUCUCUUUAAUGUGAUUAUUAUCGUCCUGACCGGGAUUUUCUUGGCCAUACUUUUAUUUGGUUCAAAGCCACACACUUCACAUUAGUUAAAA